AUGCACGGAGGGCGGAGCCGCGGCCCGAGGACGCGACGCGAGCCCAGUUCCGGCGAGGAGGCCGCGCCAGUGACAGCGAUGGCGGCGGAGUCGGCGCUCCAAGUUGUGGAGAAGCUGCAGGCGCGGCUGGCCGCGAACCCGGACCCGAAGAAGGUAUUAAAAUAUUUGAAGAAACUCUCCGCCUUGCCUAUUACAGUAGACAUACUUGCGGAGACUGGCGUUGGGAAAACAGUAAAUAGCUUACGAAAACACGAGCACGUUGGAAGCUUUGCCAGGGACCUAGUGGCUCAGUGGAAGAAGUUGGUUCCUGUGGAACGAAACACUGACCCUGAUGAACAGGACUUUGAGAAGAACAAUUCCCGAAAGCGCCCCAGGGAUGCUCUUCAGAAGGAGGAGGAGCUCAGGGGGGACUACGGAGAAAACUGGAGCGCCUCCAGCAGCCAGCCGUACAGUCCCGACCACAGGCAGAAAAAGCACAGAAAACCCUCAGAGCUCGAAAAGCCUCACAGAGUGUCUCAUAGUCAGGAGAGGAGAGAAGAGCGAAAGAGGGGCCACAGGGUUUCACCAAUUUACUCUUCAGACCACGAAUCUUCGGAUUAUGGCCAUGUUCAGUCCCCCCCAUCGUCUGGCAAUCCUCAUCAGGCGUCCGUGGACCAUUACAGGUCCCCGGACGAGGACCAGGAGCCCUUCGCUCCACACCAGAAGCCUGGGAAGGGCCACAGUAAUGCCUUUCAGGACAGACGGGGGGUCAGUCAGGAAAGACACCUGGGUGAACCCCAGGGGAAAGGGGUUGUGAGUCACAACAAGGAGCACAAAUCUUCCCAUAAAGAUAAACGUCCAGUGGAUGACAGGGGAGAGGAGAAGUCCCCGUUGAGCAGAGAGAAAUCCCACAAGGCCGCCUCCAAAGAGGAAAACCGGAGGUCCCUCUCAGGGGAUGGCACGAAGGAGAAACUGCCCUCUAGUGGUAUCAAGAAAGAGAAGGACAGAGAGGGCAGCACCAAGAAGUUUGUGUCUCCCUUGGAGCUCACUCCAGACAACCACCUCAAAAAGCAAAAGCACAAAGACUCAGAGAAAUCCAAAUCAGACAAAAACAAGCAAAGUCUAGACAGCUUAGACAUAGGAAAGGGGGCCAGAGACCUGCUGCCCAAGGCAAAGGAAAAAGUUUCUAACAGCCUAAAGACUCAAGAAGGGAAAGUAAAAACUCAUUCAAAUAGAAAGUCAGUGGACUCCCUCCCUAAAGUUGAGGAAGCAGAUAUGGAUGAUGAAUUUGAGCAACCCACCAUGUCUUUUGAGUCAUACCUCAGCUAUGACCAGCCCCGGAAGAAAAAGAAAAAGAUUGUGAAAACCUCAUCUGCGGCUGUUGGAGCAAAAGGACUUAAAAAAAAUGAUUCAAAAAGCACUAGUAAAAACUUGGACUCAGUUCAGAAAUUACCUAAAGUGAACGAAAACAAGUCAGAGAAACUUCAGCCGGCUAGAGCUGAUUCAGCCAAGCCGAGAAAGGUCCCCACCGAUGCGUUGCCAGUUUUGCCAGACCUCCCAUUACCUAUGAUACAGGCCAAUUACCGGCCGCUUCCUUCCCUUGAAUUGGUGUCCUUCCAACCAAAGCGAAAAGCACACUCUUCUCCCCAGGAAGAGGAAGAAGCUGGAUUCACUGGACGGAGAAUGAAUUCUAAGAUGCAGGUGUAUUCUGGUUCCAAGUGUGCCUAUCUCCCCAAAAUGAUGACCUUGCACCAGCAGUGCAUCCGGGUACUUAAAAACAACAUUGACUCGAUCUUUGAAGUGGGAGGUGUCCCAUAUUCUGUUCUUGAACCUGUUUUGGAGAGGUGUACGCCUGAUCAGCUGUAUCGUAUAGAGGAAUACAAUCACGUAUUAAUUGAAGAAACAGAUCAAUUAUGGAAAGUUCAUUGUCACCGAGACUUUAAGGAGGAAAGGCCAGAAGAGUAUGAGUCAUGGCGGGAGAUGUACUUGCGGCUUCAGGAUGCCCGAGAGCAGCGACUACAAUUACUGACAAAGAAUAUCAAAUUUGCACAUGCCAAUAAGCCCAAAGGACGACAAGCACAGAUGGCCUAUGUCGACUCUGACGCCAAGCCACCUCGUGAUGUUCGAAGGAGGCAGGAGAAGUUUGGAACAGGAGGAUCGGCUGUGCCGGAGAAAAUAAAGAUCAAGCCAGCCCCUUACCCCACAGGAAGCAACCAUGCUCCCUCCAGCAGUGGCAGCAGCAGCUUUAACGCCAGCCCCGAAAAGCCAGCCUAUGAUGGCCCGAGCACCAAAAGUGCCCACUUCAUGCCCGUGGUCAGCAGCACUGUUUCCUACGAUCCUCGGAAACCUGCUGUGAAGAAAAUUGCCCCCAUGAUGGCUAAGACGAUUAAAGCUUUCAAGAACAGAUUCUCCCGACGAUAAACUGAGGACUUGCCUUGGAUGUGGAAUUUGGGGGUGAGGAAGAUAAGGACAGUGGGGGUUGGGGAAUGGAACUUCCAAAGGAGACCCAGUCUUCUGCUUUGUGGAAGCUUUGGUCUCCGAGUCCUGCACAGUUCGCUGGUGUCACAUCCGUGAACCUGUGAGCCGCAGCCACUGCCUCCCUGCCUGGAGAAUACUUCAGAAUUCUGAAGAAGAUGUGAAGUCUCAGUCUCACUGAGCAUUUUAAGGUCAAUUAUACUUUUGUUGUUAUUUAGCUUCUUUGUAAACUAUAAGAUAGUUUUAAUUAAUAAAUAUUGCCCAGAUUGUAUUUAUAAUACCCCCAGGUUUUUUUGUUUUUUGUCCUCUACCACACACUUAGCCUUUUAUUUUCAGGGUCCUUUAUUAGUUACACAAAAGCCUAAUGAAAGCCAUUCCCCGUCCCAGUUCGGCUCUCCUGAGUGGACUCUGGUUCAGAGGGAGGACUGGGCAUCGCCAGCGCCUGCGUGGUGCCUGCCCCACAUAGGGCAAGGAGUGGGUCCUGGGCUGCCUGUCCUAGAGGGGCCCUCAACGUGCAGUCAGGAAGCGUUCAGGUUAGACCCCUCACCUCUGAGGUCCUGCGCAGUGUUGCUUUGCGUUCCUAUGCAGGAGCAACUUUCUUAUUCAUUAAAUAGUAUUUAUUAAGGGAGAUUAUUUGUAAAGGUCUAGAAUCUUUCUCCCAUCCUUUUUGCCAGUUUCCACUUUUUUUUUUUUUUUUUUUUUUUGAGGCUCACUAGAGAACACAGAACUUUGGGAGAUCAAUUUGCACAGAACCAAUUUCCAGUGUCCAAAAACUUUAGGGUUCUUUUUCCUUCUCCCAUUAUCAUGGGGAGAAACACAAAUACAUGGCAGGGCUUUUUAUAGUGUUCCAUGCCCAUCCCCCUCCCCCAACCCGGCCCCAAUACAACUUUAGAGUUUUAAAAGCCGGCACUUUAACCUCUUGAUCCCUGUGAAUUCCUAGAAGUGAAUGGUUUUAAAAGUUGUAAUGCUAGGCUGGAAAUCGGUUUUGCUUUCUUUAAAAGGUAAGAUCAUGUGAUUGGAAGAGCACAACAAUUUGCUGUGUUUUGUAGAGGACUUUGCAGCUGAAGCUCUUUCUACUCUUUGAGUGUUUAGCCAGAAUUUGGAGGGAAGGGCCAACUUAGCGAAAGUGUCUGAGCUGUAGUGUCAAGGUAGUGGAGAACAACAAGAGUGUCCAUCAGUUUGGGAGGGGAGGUUCUCACUUUUGAGUUGCCUUAGGGGUAAGAUCAGAAUGCAGACAGGAUCAGUGCCCUUCUUGGCUGCUGAAGAACACUGAUCUAGUAGGAACCGACUUGGUUUUGACCCAGGUGGAAAUAGAUGCUAUAAACUGAGGUGCUUGUUCUUAUGACACCUGGUGAGUAGACUUGAGAACGUGAUUAAUGUGACAACCUAAGGAGCGUAGCAGUCAGUCCCUUCAACAAGCUGGCUAAAGCUCAGAGUAGGGAGUCCCUUGUCUUUAACCGUCUUGGAGACCUCAGUUCUGCUAACUUUGAAAAUCCAGAGCAGUGGCUGUUCAGUGUGCACUGCUGUACAGGGUGCCUGCUGCGAUGGGGCAUAAGUAUUGUUCUGUUUUAAUUUACUGUAUUUUUUAAUUGGGUAAAGCAUUAUUUAUCUUGAUUGAUUGUACUACCAUUCCACCCCUAUCCCCAAAUCUAGUAUUAGGAAUCCUCCUACCUAAAACCAAGUGAACAUUUGGGUCAGAUGCCUACAAUAGCUUCCUCAAGGUGUCCACCACCUUGAAUUUGUCCCUUAGCUCUGUGUUCAAGUGUCUGUCAUUGAAACUAGUUUUUCGUAUUUCGGAUUCAGUUGUGUAUGAUUUAAUUUCCUUUCUUAGGAGUCUUUAGGUGGGGAGGGGGAAAAACAUACACGUUCAUCCCAACAUCGCUACCAUAAAGAUUUGUGAUUGCCUCUGUUUGCAUAGAGCCAGAUCUUCCCCCAGUCCCCUUCCAAGCGUGUCUGCAUCAGGGAUGUCACUUGGUGAGAACAGUAAGGAGGGAAGAGGAGAGAAUGAAUUUCUAAAUGACCUCUUCACCUGGGUUAUUGAAAUGGCUGCAGAGCAGAUAUAGGAUGAUGUUGAACCUUUGGUCUCAUUUGUGAAAAUUUGUGCAAUUUUUUUUCUGUGCAACACUACAUACCAAUCACCAAAUUACAAAUUAACCCUUUGUGAUCGAUGGUAUAAUGAGCAGUUUCUUUAGGGCUUUCUCUUUCCGGGAAGCGGGAGGGAAAGGAGCAAGAUAUCAUCCUGCUCUUCAUUUGUAUUUUGGUCCCAAAAUGUAAAUACAAUUUUCUAUGUUACUUUUUUGUGGUAACUACCAAGAUGAAUAUUUUAAUUAGAUAAGUUAUAUGAAAAGGAAGAAAAAUUCCAUGUCUAAAUAAAAAGACAAACAAAAA
Pteronotus mesoamericanus is the source of this 4842-nucleotide messenger RNA. RefSeq names its product elongin A (gene ELOA). The transcript is spliced from 11 exons. Bases 1 to 2400 code for a protein of 799 amino acids. Gene Ontology annotation, molecular function: protein binding. NCBI's taxonomy places the organism in Eukaryota, Metazoa, Chordata, Mammalia, Chiroptera, Mormoopidae. Gene Ontology annotation, cellular component: nucleus; elongin complex. Gene Ontology annotation, biological process: transcription elongation by RNA polymerase II. The record is from RefSeq and is a predicted model, not a curated record.